GUUGGUCGAGAGCUUUAUGGAGCGGCACUGGCUACUGGCCAUAUCGCGAUUGCCGUGAGGACCUUUACGGUCUUCAACAGCUCGCGAUAGCCAGCCCAGCAUGCCGGAGCGCGACGAUGACCACACCAGGUCUACUUCGCUCCAGGCGAGCCAGCCGCAUGCGAUUGUCCCGAGUCGGCACCCAUACCUGGACGAUUCGAGAAAGCUAUGGAUAAAGAAGUAUCGCACGGAGAUUGCAGCCAGCACGAGCAGUCUGCUGUCGACGUUUAUGACCUAUCCUUUGGACUCGGUCAAAACUCGAAUGCAAACUUACCAAUUCAGCUCCCUCCUCGACUGCAUUCAGCACACCUAUCGAACAGAAGGGUUCCAUGGCUUUUGGAGAGGAGUUUGGUCGCCCCUGGCGAGUAUAACACUCGUACGAACGCUAUCCUUCUCGAUAUACCAGAAAGCGAAAUACACCUACGAUGACUGGAUCUACCAAGCGACCGGAAAUUCCCCGCUGGUCGUCGCAAACACCAGAGGAGCCCUUCCGUCGCUGUCCACGGCAUUGUGCUUUGGAGGAGCAGGUGCCACAGCUGGCGCGAUGAUUACGACAAUAGCAUGCCCUUUUGAGUUGACAAAAUUGAGCGCCCAGCUCUCUGUUCUGAUGGCGAACCGGAACGAGGGAAGCAAAGUAAUCGACUCCCUCAGCCAGAGAUACCAACAGAUGGGAACCCUUCGAACGGCACAUGCACUCAUCAAGCAUAGAGGGAUGGCGGCAUUGUAUGCAGGCUUUCACUACCAUCUGCUCCGCGACACGAUAGGCACCGGUGUGUAUUUUAUGACGUAUGAGAGUGCCAAACAGCUUCUGGCAAACGCGAGAGGCAAUUCGCCGACCUCCCCAGCAGCAGUGGUCACUGCCGGUGGACUUUGCGGCCUCGCUAGUUGGGCAUGUAUAUAUCCGAUUGAUUCCGCCAAAAGUAUAUACCAGCGAAAUUGCUUGACUGGCGGGAAAGGGGAGACCACUAGGACCAAAAUCGAAUUCUUCAACAGGCGAAUGUAUCGAGGUCUUACCGUUUCCAUGGGUCGUUCGUGUGUCGUCAAUGCCAUCUUCUUCUCCGCGUUCGAGUUCACCAAGAAGAAGAUCAACCAGCUGGAAGUCGAUGAUCCCGAUUUUCAAUCAUGACCGUCUAAAAAAAACCUUGCAUCUCCGGCGUUUAGGGACCGAUUUAAGGCACUCGACAUCGCAUUUGGCAUGGUAAUGAUUCUUGCCGACACCGUUAGCCUGGCCUUUCACAGUGUAUAUAUUUUCUCUUC
Messenger RNA from Eremomyces bilateralis CBS 781.70, 1296 nucleotides. RefSeq names its product mitochondrial carrier. Lineage: Eukaryota; Fungi; Ascomycota; Dothideomycetes; Eremomycetales; Eremomycetaceae. Gene Ontology annotation, molecular function: transmembrane transporter activity. The record is from RefSeq and is a predicted model, not a curated record. Bases 101 to 1165 code for a protein of 354 amino acids. The transcript has 8 exons. Gene Ontology annotation, biological process: transport.